Messenger RNA from Schistosoma haematobium, 9486 nucleotides. RefSeq lists its product as uncharacterized. Gene Ontology annotation, molecular function: protein binding. The transcript is spliced from 14 exons. NCBI's taxonomy places the organism in Eukaryota, Metazoa, Platyhelminthes, Trematoda, Strigeidida, Schistosomatidae. The coding region runs from base 151 to 3045 and encodes 964 amino acids. The record is from RefSeq and is a predicted model, not a curated record.
GUCUAUUAUAAAGUGUUUUCUAACUAUUUAUUUGCCUUCCGAAAAAAAAAUCGUACACUAAAGUUUACAGUCAAUAAAACUAGUAAGGACGACUACUUGUCAUAAACAAAGAUUAAAAAUAUAUAGAUCAUAGUAGCUAUAUUUGUAACUAUGACAUCUUUUAUCAAAUUAUUAAUUCUACAAACAAUUCUAUCAAUUAUUGUUUCUUGUCAAAAUGGCCGUCAAAUGUAUCAUGGUAAUAAUUAUUUACGUUAUCAUGGGAUAAUUCAACCAACUCAACCAAGUCAUGUACGUCGAUGGAUUGUUCUACUUGGACGUAAAGUAGUAUUAAAUUGUUCAGUGAAUUUACCACCAGAGGUGAAUCCAAGUCAAGUACAAUAUAGAUGGGAACAUCCUGAAGGUAAUAUAUUAGGAUACAGUAAACUGUAUGUUAUACCUAAUGUAACGAUGAAUGAUGCUGGUGUUUAUACAUGCCAUAGUUCAGCUUAUGUUGGAUUUGGUGGUGAACAAUGGGUUGAUCAACAUCGUCUUUAUCUGGAAGUUCAAGAUGAUAUUUCAAUGGCUGGUGGUGACAGAAACUCUGAACCUACAAUUGUACUGAAUCCCGGAGAUCCUGGACCAUUAGAUGUGAAUUUUGGAGAAUUGCUUUAUUCUCGUUGUUCAGUAAUUGAUAGUAAUCAAUAUUCAUACAGAUGGAUACAACGUGCACCUGAUGGGACUAUAAAAGAAAUAUCUUCUGAUGCUAGACUUUAUAUAACGAAUUUUGGACCGGAACAUUUACAGUAUCCAUUACGAUGUGAAGUUACGCGAUUAUCAGAUGAUGAAACUUUUGAGAAAGUUUUAAAUCUUCGACUAGCAUCAUCAGGUGAACUAAGUACUGAUGAUGAAUAUAAAACAUUAAAUUUAACUAUCAAACCAUUACCGAAUGAAGAUUUUCGUCAAGGAACUAUAAUGAGACAAUGUUUAUUUGAAAAUGAUCCUGAAAUCAAUGAAUUAUUUGAUUUUCGUUGGAUUGAUCAAAAUGGUCGUAUUGUAACUAAUGGUGAUACAUUGUAUUUAUUGAUUGAAGAUCCGAGUGAAUUGAGCAAUUAUACAUGUGAAGCAACCAACCGUCAAACAGGUGUAAUUUACCAAGCCAAGUACCGUGUAUCUAUGCUGAACGGUCAACAAGCUAUGCAGCAUAUUGUUAAUAUUCGACCAAUUACUGGUGAAGUCAUCAUUGGCAGACCGUAUGAAAUGGUUUGUGAAGUUGAACCGCAACCGGAAGAGCCAAUCAGUUUUGUAUGGUAUCAUAAUGCCAAAGUUGUGCAUCGUGAAGCAUUAUUACGUUUGAAUUCAUUAUCGUAUCGUGAUAUAGGUAUGUAUAUAUGUCGAGCUGAAUGGACACCAAGAUAUUCACGUACUGCUAUAUCAGCUAAUGCAACAGCUGAAUUAAGUUUGGCAUUGACACGAGAAACAAAAAUUGAAAUGAGUCCUCCGCCUGGUUCAGUUAUGGUUUCUUUACCUGGAGAAACACGUGAACUUCACUGUGAAUUUCCUGUAGCUAAUCCAAGAGAUGUUAGGUGGUAUUUUGAAAAUCAAUUAUUAGAGAAUCAUCCAACUGUGAAUGCUACAGGCAAAAUAUUUCGUAUCGAUCGUUUAAGAGUAAGUAUUGUGACAAUUCGUGGCAUAGAAUAUGAUCAUGGAGGAACAUACGAGUGCAGAAUUGGUCGUGAUAUAAAACAAGCACAUUUAGUUGUUAGAGCUGAAGAAGGAUUGGAAAUCAAUCCAAAAUCGGAUACAGUUGAUGAAGGUGAAGCAGUAGAAUUUCAUUGUCGUGUACAUGGAAUGGAUGGUAACAUUAAUCGUCAAUUAGAAUGGUAUUAUAGACCAUUUUAUAGUUCCACACGUGUACGUCUUGAUGUUGAUACACCUGAUAGUUUUAUGCGUCAUGAUGAUCUAGUUGCUCAACAUACCAGUUUUAUUAGUAAAAGCAGAGCACGUGUUGCUGAUCAAGGUGAAUAUAUUUGUAGACUACCAUCUCAAAAUGAAGAAAUUGUCGGAAAACUUUUUGUUAGAGCCGUAAAAAGUUACAUAUUGACAAUCACACCUCAGAGAUUGACUGUUCGACCAUAUCAACCAGUAGAGUUUGAGUGUUUUGCCGCAUCUGAAGAUGGACAACCGGCUCCAUUUACUCCACGAUUUCGAGUUAUAGAUUCAAGAAUCAGUUUCGAAACUACACGUGUCAGUGAAAACCGUGUAAGAUUUGUGUUGCAACGAGGAUUAGGUCCAGAUCAAAAUGGAACGAUUGUUGAAUGCCUUUCAGAUGAACCAAGUAAACCAACAUCAGCAAUAAUUACAGUUGAAGAUAUCUGUCCGGAUGGUUCACGUCGCUGUCGUUCUGGUCAGUGCCUACCAGCUGGAAGAUUCUGUGAUGGAGUGAGGGAUUGCGAUGAUGGUUCAGAUGAAGAUCCUAAAAUGUGCAAUAUUUGUGAUCCACUUUCAAGAAAAUGUGAAUAUUAUCAAGGAAAAGAAUCGACAGUACCAACAUUUAUGGUACAUUGGACUUGUGAUGGUGAAAAUGAUUGUGGAAAUGGUUUUGAUGAAUCAAAUUGUGAAGCACGAGCUUCAGAACGUUGUCAAGAUCGAAUGUUUAGUUGUAGACGAGAUGGUCGUCAAAUUCCAAUGGCUUUUGUAUGUGACAAGGAUCGAGAUUGUAGUGAUGGUGAAGAUGAAUUAACUUGUGCUCCGCCAAUGAUUGCCGAACCACGUACUACACGUUACUCUGUUCGUAGAGGUGAUACUGUAGUUCUUGUUUGUGAAGUCACAGGCAAUCCUGUGCCCUAUGUGAUAUGGCGCUUCAAUUGGGGAUGUCUUCCUGAGGAACCCAGUCGUUUCAGAAUAAGCAAUGUACCCAGAAACUGUAAUGCACCAAUGCCAACUGUCGUGAGUACCCUGACAAUUUCAAAUGUAAGACCAGGAGAUGAUGGAAUUUAUAACUGUGAAGGUCUUUCAGGAGCUACUCGAGCGUUAUCCAAUGACUUAGUUGUCAUGAUCGGAGGUUAAAUAAUUUAUCAGGUUUCAUGAGAAGUCAAUAACAACUUCCAAUAAAUAAAAAAAACAACAUUGAAUUUAUUUAAAUAAAUCAAUUUUAAAAAAAACAGAGACAUUUUAGAAGUGUUUUCUUUUUAGUUAUUAAUAUUCCUAUUCAGUUUGAAUUUGUUCUAUUCUUUUCCAAAUAUAAUGAAGUAAACAAUUUAAACAAGCAAAUUUUUAAAAUAUUUAUAUACAUAUAUAUAUCAACAGUUAAAACAAACAAACAUUUAGCUAUAUUCAGUAAUAAAAAAAACUUAUUUAUUUUACAUAUUUAUUUAUCAAUUAUUAUAUAAGAAUUAAAUGUUUCAAUCAUAAACAAAACUAUUAAUUCAAAUGAUCAAUUCAAUAUUCAAUAAUAAAGUGCAUUUUUCAAAAAAAUGUUUUAAUGAAUCACAUUUAGUAAUUUUACAUUAUCAGAUAUAAUUAUUUAAUUAUACUGUCAAUUUAUUUUCAUUAUUUAAAGAAAAACGACAAUCAACCAAAGGGAAAUAAUUCAACUUUGUAUUGAAUAUGAAUAAUUUCUAUGGUAAAUUAAUAGAAUUGUUUAAUGUUAAAGAUUUCAAUGAACAAAUGGUAUAUAUUCUUCAAUAUGAUGUUUUUAUUUUAUUUUUCAGCUUAAUAAUGAUACAAAUUGAGUUAUUAAUCUUAAUUAAUUAUAAUGUUAUUUUAGAAAUAUUUACGCUUAAAAAAUAUUUUUUUUUCUUUUUCAUGUUUAAAUAAAAAAUGCUAAUAUUUCUUUGAAUUGAUUAUGUUCUAUGUUGCUUUGGAGAUUUUGUUUCUUAGAAUAACUAAGUAUCCAUGACAAUUCAUACUUAGUAAACGUCUGAAUAUACAUUUUUUAAAAAAAAGAUGAGUGAAAUCUGAACUUCCUGUCAUGAAUGCUUUUUAAACAAUUAAGCAUAAGUUGGUUAAUGGUAACUACUGAGAUUUGUAAAAAAAAGAAAUUUUGCUACAUUUUUGGCAAAAUCUUGUAAUUUGAGCUACAUGGUUUAACACAAGAUCUUCCAUUUUCUUUCUUAUUGGACAUCAUCAUCGGUACCCAGUUAAAGUGAAAAUGAGUCUUUCAGAAUUACAUUAUAAGAGCUGAACUAGUGUUUUUUGAUGGUUAUUUUUGCUGUCUCUGUAUGCUCCGGCAACUUUGUAUAUCUCUAGAUUCUAAUCAACUGUUUUGUUCGAUUGACCUCUAACCAUAUCACUCAGUGACCUUCUUCAUAUGUUUGGAAAAACUGAGUCUAUAUUGAUAUGAUUUUCAGCUACCUAUCGGACUAAAUAUCAUACUUCUCUAUGUUUUCUAAACUUUUUGGAAUUAUCUCGGACCACAUAAAACAUAAAAUCACUGCUUCUGUUUAAUAGGAACUAUUUGAGUAACUAGUGUUAUCCGGUCACUAGGUAAAUGAUAUUAUAAAACGAUGUAAAUUGACAGGUGAAUGAAUGCUUUAAGAAUUAGCUUUCCGAACUAUCAUAUCAUUUUCUUUGUCCAGUGCCUCCAGAUCUUCAAUGGUGAUCUGGUUUAGUUCAGUUCACGAUUUCAAUGAAAGUAAACAAUCUUCACGAUCUCAUAUUCAAAAUUUUCCUUUUUGUUGAUUAAUUACUCUGAGUAGGAGAAUUCAUGAUUUCAGAGAACAAAUUCCCAAGAAAUUUCGACAUAGAAGAGAAAACGGUUUUCGAAGUUCGGUUAAGGGCCAUCUGUUCAGUAUGGAAUAAAGAUAUAUACAGUGUGCUCAUCCAAAAUAUUCAGUACAACUCCUUUCUAUCAAAAUUCGCAGAGGCUAUAGAAAUUAGGAAACAUAAAUAUCCUUUUUGUGUUUAACAGGAGACUGUCUCAAUUCCAACUCCGUAAGUACGAAAAAACCAGUAUUAAUAGGUUAAUUUUAUGUUUCAAAAAAUCAUCAACACUGUUCAGUGGUCCCAAUUUAAUUUUCUGUCUUACCUUUUCGCGUUUUUUAUAAAUCGUUCGUUUUGUUACAUAACUACAUCCCAUUACUACCACUAUAAUUACAUAUUAUAACAGUGUUAAAUGGUUUUAAUUUAAGAUCACAAUUCUACCGAUCACUGAAAAAAUUAAUUCCUAAAGGUUGUACGCUAAUAUUAUCAUCGAACUUGAUUUACUAGCUUAUAUUUGGUAGGAAAGAAUACAUGAAACAUAAUCACCUCAUUGUAUUCUACAAAUAUUAUAGUUUAUACUAUUUUUAAGCUUGUGAAGUGGACAAGUUGUACAAAAUCUUUUUGUAGCUGGAAUUUAAUAGUAUUCGCAUUAGCAGAAAAGAGAGAUCAUGUCCUAGCUAUGACAUUUUUCAGUCUGGUCUAUGCAGUAUCAUCUCAACUUUCAGCUUCUUUUCGGGUCAAGCAGAAAAUUUGACACUCAUUAUGACCAUGAGUUGCCAAUGCCAAAUCCAAAUUCAUUGGUUACGUUGACCCUACCUUUGGAAUAUCAGGCGACUGUGAAAUAAUAAAAUUUACUUACACAAGAUGAUAGACUCAGUGAAAAAUGAACUUAAUCUCCUCUAUAACUCGGAAUCUGGCAUUCCUAAAGCAGUGUUCUUAUUGGUAUGCUAAUGUAAUUUUCAAGACUACCUCGCCUUUGUUUACUCAGGUAUACACAAUUCACUGUACGGAAUUCAAUUUUAUUAUUCGCCUAAUUUCCAUUUUAAUGUGAGACAAAGACAUGAAUUCGUAUGUACACAUCUUUUAAAAAUCGGAUGAACUCCUGACUUUAAAUCCACUAAUUAGCAAGAUCGAUUACGAACAUUCAGGUUUAUCGGCAUUCCAACGAGUGUCGAAAUGAAGUACAUUAAUGUUUUCCAUUACAUCUGAGACAAUUUAUAUGUCAAAAGCUCCGACAAACAGGACAUCAACAACAUUAAACAACCGACAGAAAGUUCGAUGUCCAUAUCUGUCAGUUGGCAGUAAUACCUUCACUACCGAUUGCUGAUGUCGUAUCUGAGUUUGAUGGUUUAAUCGAGUUACCAUUAUGCACAGAAAGUGGAGAAAAAAAGCAAAGUACCAACAAACUAUUUUGAAACCAUUUGAACAUCAAGAUAAGGAGACCACUGCGGUCAAAUUUGGAAAAUUGUAUUGUGUAACAUUCACACAUCAGUUGUCAGAUAUAUUCCUAAAAUAGGAUGGCAAAGAGAAUUGACCUUACUCAUCCGAAAACUUGAAAAUUCGUUGAAAUUCGUUGGAACUGAACAUUUAGACAUGUUAUAGAAAGUUAAAAGUAUAACUGACAUUUACAUCUACGGUACUUUGACAAAUCUCAUCCCUUGCAGUUCAAUCUUAAAUAAUGAUCACUAUAAUCGAUGUCGGUUCAUUUUGCACUCACCCGUUUGUAUAUACCCUAAUUAGGUUAAAUUCAAUCUAAGCACGAUGUCCAACUGAUAACUUGACACCCCACGGACUGAUGAAUAAACUUGACAAAAUACUUCCAAGGCUAUUACAUAAACCGAAACUACUUACCAUCAAAUAUUUUAUUUUCUUUAAACACGCCUACGACACAGUGAAACUAGCUAGAUAAUUGAACAAUACUCUAUUGUAUCCUAUCUUUGAAAUAAUUUCUCUGUUCGGUCCUGAAAGCUAUUGUCUAGUAAGUUUAGCUGACACAGUUGUCAAGAUUCUAAAGAGGUUAUUUGAAAACAACUAUUUAAGCAAUCGGACAAGAUCUUGGUACUCCAAAUAAUAGCAUGUUUUCCGAAUUGGUUGUUCAGGCUUCUAAGUUGUUAUUGGCAAAGAAACAUCCACUGGCAUCCCAGGUCACAGGUUACCGAAAGAUGCAAUCUUCACUCACUUCAGUAACGGUUGUAGUAAAGUUCCAUGUGCCCAACUUCUAUCUGGGUUAGGCAACACGGGUUGGGAGUAAUUUAAUGCUGCAUACAGAUGGAGAUGAUUAACAGAGGCUCCUAGUGUAAUCUUUGCUUAGUCUUCUUUCUUUUAUUCGUAAAUAAUCCCCAAAGUCUUUCGUUUCGCUCAGUCUUGAUAUUUGCGGACUGUAACAAGAUAUAUGACGUUAUACAAACUGAAAGGAACACUAUAGAUUUCUGAAAUGCUACAACAAAUUAUUAGAAUUAUCGAAUACUUGUGUUGAAUUACUUUUUUUGCAAACACACGGUAACCUUGGAAGUGAUAUCAGUCAAAACUCAAAGUUCGCUGCGCAAUCCUAAGUGGAAGCUGUUUUAAAAACUUUGAAAAAAUACAUGGCUUAUUCGAUCACCGGGAUACCAAGACGUCUAUAACUUUGAGUACAACAAUUGUCCACCCACAUUUUGAGUGAGUCAUGCGAACAUCCAUCUCCUUCCCUCAAAAAGACUGUGGUCCGUUAGGAAAGAACUAAAAAUUGGCAAGUGAAUCAAUCUCUAACCUUUUGUAUGAUGAACCAGCUACUAUUAUACAGGAAGACUCCAGAUGGCCCAUUCUCAACUUUCAACCUAAAUAACGGUUAUGAAUUGAUAUUUUUCGUUUGUGUAGCUUUCAGGAACGAAAGAUUUGUACUUUAAGAUGCACAGCAUGCCCUGAAAAUCUGCCAUAACUGGUUAAAUACUCUAUGAAUUGUAUUGAUCGCAACUGACUUCGUGACUUACUUGGUUAGUGUGACUAGGUAACACUUCUCAUGAACCAAGUUUACUGACACACAGUGUCAGUGAGGAGACGUUGAGAAAUAGGAUUUCUGGACUAAUCAUUUGAGAGGACAUUCGAAGAAAGCUCAAAAAUUAAAUCGUUUACGUUUGGAGUUUCGUUUCUCGCACUGAGUAAUGAAUUACUGGAAUUCUCUACCGGAACACGUAAUAUCAGCACCUUCUGUUAAUAUAUUCAAAACGAGAUUGGACCUCCACAGUAUUACAAACUGCAGGGAUUAAUAUAGGUUGAUAGACCUCCUAUCCUUUUUACUCAAAACUGAAGAAGACUGAAGACUGUUUACCUAAACGCAUGACCACCGCUCCUUCAGAAAACACAUUUGUGGACAAGACAUUUUGUGGCCCAUUACCUGACUCCGAUUUGAUCGUAUGUUGAUUGCCAUCGAAAUAUACAUGUCACCAAUUCCGUACAUAUUUAUCGAUUUAACUCGCGUUAGCGAAUAACGAAAUUAAAAUUAUUCAAAUACGAGAAUGGAGUUUUGAAUACGUAUACUUAGUACAAUCGUCGAUCAGAAUAGACGUUCAGAGAGACGAAGAGAAGAAAGCGAAGAGGAGAUGGCAAAGCGAAACGGAUUGAUGCGCGGUGGAGAAGGCGAGUAAGCCAACUUGAUUUAACCGACCAUGAAUUGAUAUUUAUAGUCGAACAAAAAUAAGCUGCAGAUAUGUGAUGUUUAAGAUAAGAAAUUUACAUACAUACGCUUACGUAAAAACGGUUGGGGUUGAUAAGCGAUUAAUUAACAAGAUCAAAGUACGGCUCCAGAAGAAUAAAUAAAUUGGUCUGUCCAAAGGCUAGAAUAAUCUGUGCAGGCUUGACAUAGUACCAGACCCUGCAGGUUAAACAGGGCAUCCUCAUCGUCACAAUUAAAGAAAGCUUUUCAUUCUUUAGACUUCUUUAAAAUGAGUAUGUAGUAUUUAGCUAAACUGUCAAACAAUAUACAGUGCUCUUCUUUCUUCUUCGACUGAGUUGAGGAAAAAUAUUCGUUUCAACUAUGACCAGACUAUGUAUGCAGUCAAUACAACCACUCAUAAUCGGCAAAAGCCUUUCUCUUACCAAAACGUCAGAGGAUUGCAGUAAAUCUCUUGUAUUAGGAAUAAACAACAAGCGAAGAAACACCGACAGGUUUUGUGGUUGAAAUAGUUUAUUAAUUGUUGCUUUACCCUCGUGUAAAAUUUUCACACCCUUUGUUAAACAGAGUACGCACUGUCAAGAACUUCUAGAAAUAAAGCUUGAUGGAUAUUAUUCACUGAGUUGUAUUUUGUUUAUUAAUAUACGUAUAGUUUGCAUUUCGGUAUAUCUUUGUCUGGACACUCCCUAUUCUUGUUAAAAUAGUAGAACAGACCAUCUCGUCGCUUCAGUUUUUUAACAAAUCCCGUAUUUGUCCACUUCUCUGGAUCAGCAUUAUUAUAGUUCUCAAAACAUUCGUAAAUAAUAUAAAACGAAAAAACUUACAAAAUAUUCCACUUCGUCUCUGUAACCUGCCAACUGAAACCUAUAUGCAUUUUCGACUUCAGUAGACCAAUGAGAUGCACGCCGCAUCCCAGUUGGCUUUGUAUUCUCCAUCUGACUUUUUCAACAACGUUGAAUUUACUGUUACUAUGACAACUGUUGUUUAUAUCUCGGUGUUCAGAAACUUUGUGAAAAGUUCAUAUAAACUUAUCGCUAUGCACAUACUCUUAUCUUGGUUUUAAGAAGCGGUCUAGGAUCUCAAGCUAUAAAAGUGAAGGUAUUCUAGCCACUCAACUGUCCUGUUCCAAGUAAAUUGCUCAAAUAUUUGGAAAUAUU